This is a messenger RNA of Stegastes partitus (bicolor damselfish), 3877 nucleotides long. RefSeq names its product L3MBTL histone methyl-lysine binding protein 1b (gene l3mbtl1b). The transcript has 22 exons. The record is from RefSeq and is a predicted model, not a curated record. Gene Ontology annotation, cellular component: nucleus. Lineage: Eukaryota; Metazoa; Chordata; Actinopteri; Pomacentridae. Gene Ontology annotation, molecular function: zinc ion binding; histone binding; chromatin binding. Gene Ontology annotation, biological process: negative regulation of DNA-templated transcription. Bases 109 to 2634 code for a protein of 841 amino acids.
AGACCCAAAGUUGUCAGGCAGCGCAUCUUGCACGCAUGCGCACCGGUGUAUCCAGCUCUAAAUAAGAGUUAAAACAGAAACGAGGUUGGUCAUUUUAGCCGAGCGGGAAUGACUGACACCCCACCCAGUGAUGGCCCCUCGCAGGGAGCUGAGUUUGACAUGAUUGGCGCUCUGGACUGGAAGGACGGUAUCGCCACGCUGCCCGGCAGUGACAUCCGGUUCCGCAUGACAGAGUUUGGGACUCUUGAGAUCGUCACAGACCUGGAAGUCAAAGGUCAGGACGCCGAGCCAAACUCUGGGACCUUGGACCCAGCACCGUCUCACACUCCCACCCCUCCACCCGAGGGCCAAUCGCAGAGCGGCACAGCCACGGCUCCGGCCAAUCAGAGCAAGCCAGGAUCAUCUCAAGCCAAAGCUCCUGGUCCUGUGCUUUUGUCUUUAGAGGAGGGUCCCAGUAUGGAGGGCCCCAGCGUGGAGGUCGGUCCCAGUGUUGAAGUCGGGUCCAGCGCAGAAACGGGUCCAAACGGGGAGCUGUUGAGAUGCCGGGCCUGCGGCGGUCGCGUUCCCAGAGAUGCCCUCCUGCAGGGCAAGUUCUGUAGCUCCGUUUGUGCCCAACCCUCCAGCGGCAGAUCCUCUCCGGGCGAAGCUCGAGAGAGUCAGGCAGUGGAGGGCGAGCGGCUCGGCAAACGCGUCCGCAAAAAGAGGAAGAUCUACAUGGAUUCUGGUGACGAAGAGGAGGACAACCAGGAAGAACCAGAGGAAAAGGCCAAGACGACCAAAGGAAGGAGAGGAGCCAAAAUUGCCAAACUGGUGGCUGCUCCACCCAAUAAGAAACGAGCUUGGAGCUGGCCCGCCUACCUGGAGGAGGACAGGGCCAUCGCUGCUCCGGUGAAACUAUUCAAAGAGCAUCAGUCAUUUCCUCAAAGCAGGAACAGUUUCAAGGUGGGAAUGAAGCUGGAGGGUCUCGACCCAUCUCACCCGUCUCUGUUCUGUGUGCUCACGGUUGCAGAGAUCCAAGGCUACAGGGUGAGGCUGCACUUUGACGGCUACCCAGAAUGCUACGACUUCUGGGCCAACGCCGACUCGUGGGACCUGAAACCGGCCGGCUGGUGCGAGAAGAACGGACACAAGUUAUUGUUGCCUAAAGGUUGUAAGGACGGCGAGUUCAACUGGAGCAUGUAUGUGAAGAACUGCAGAGGUCAGCUGGCUCCGAAACACCUGUUCAAAAGCCUCAAUACGUCCGUGACUCCAUCUGGAUUCAGAGCCGGGAUGAAACUGGAGGCGGUCGACAGGAAGAACCCGUUGUUGAUCUGUGUGGCAACAAUCGCUGCCGUUGUUGACAACCGCCUGCUCAUUCAUUUUGACAACUGGGACGACACAUAUGAUUAUUGGUGUGACGCCAGCAGUCCGUACAUCCAUCCUGUGGGUUACUGUGAAGAGGCUGAGCUAACUCUGACCACCCCAGCUGGUAAGACACAGACCAAGACACACGGGGAAUAUAAAGAACCCAAGAGCUUCUCAUGGGAGAAGUACCUGGAAGAGACGGGGACACAAGCUGCUCCUGCUCGAGCUUUCAAACCGCGACCUCCACAUGGCUUCCAGAUCGGGAUGAAAGUGGAAGCCGUGGAUAAGAGGAACCCGAUGCUGAUUCGCGUUGCCAGUAUAAUGGACACAGAAGACCACCGACUGAAGAUCCACUUUGACGGCUGGAGUUCAGAGUACGACUACUGGGUGGAGACCGACUGCCCAGAUCUGCACCCUGUAGGCUGGUGUCAGAAAACUGGACACCCACUGCAGUACCCCAACGGCUCCAGUGAUUUAUUGACUGCCCCCGGACAAGGAUGUCCUACCCCAGGAUGCAACGGGGUCGGACACAUCAGGGGACCUCGCUAUGGGACCCACUACACUCAGGUGAGCUGUCCCUACUCGGAGAUGAAUCUGAACAAGGAGGGUUUGCUGCCGGACCGACUGAGCGGAGAGCGACCCCUGACCCUCAGCGGACCUCACCCUCGCGGCCGACGCCCCGACACUCAAACGAACACUACGACGCCGAGCGCCUCGACGCCAGAGCAGCCCGAAGGAGCCGAGGACUCCCAGAACAGGAAACCAGCGACAGUGGAGGCUGAGCGCUCAGGACGCAACAGCCAGCUGGAGCCACUGGGUGGAGCCAGCGAGCAAAGCCACAACGGAACAAGGCCCAAACGGACGGCUCCGGUUCCCAAAUACCUGAAAAUGCACUACGUCAAAGAGGAGAUUGGUGAUGGGAAAGCCUCUCCAGAUGCCAUCUCCCUCCAGCAGGCCCUCCACGAGUCCGUGUUCUCCCCCGGCCUCUCCGCCUCUCCUCCCCACCGGGUGGCCCUCUGCUGGGACAAACACUGCCAGCUGCUGCCCGAGGUCCUGGGGCUGACUGCCAAGAGAGUGGCCACUUGGAGCGCCGAGGAGGUGGCCAGUUUUGUCAAAGGACUCCCAGGAUGUAAAGAACACGCUGCUACGUUCAAAACAGAGCAAAUCGACGGCGAGGCCUUCCUGCUACUCACCCAAGCAGACAUAGUCAAGAUCCUGUCAAUCAAGCUAGGACCCGCCCUGAAGAUCUACAACUCCAUCCUCAUGUUGAAGAACGCCGACGAAGAGUGACGCCGCCGCGAGGAACCGCUGCCUCCUCGCCGGCUGGUCGACUCGGGCGGCUAAAGACAUUCAAUAAAAUCAGCAAGAACAAGUUUAAUUUGGUGCAGCUACACGAGAGAAACAAGCGGAAGCCAUCAUCUCAGAAACGUCCAUCUCUCCUCCCUCCUCCCUCCACGACGGACGACCUGAAGGAGAGUUUUCACGGGGAUUCCAUAUCGUGUUUGUUUACUGAAUCAUUAAAAAAAGAAAGAAAAAAGAAAAAAAAACUACAGGCACCUUGGAGGCUUCUUAACAUAUUGUACAGUGUAUGGAUUGGAUUCAGUUUUAUCCGAACUGUCCUGAAAUGGUGCUUGAGCUCUGAGCGGACGGAACAAGAUGUGUUUGUGUUGCUAUUUACUCGGGAACAGACUUUUUUUCUUUUAAGAAAAAAAAAAAAAAAGCAAAAAAAAAAAAAAGCUGCAAAAUACAAUCGUAAGAAGUUUUUAAAAUGUGAAACCCAGUGGAGCAGAAGCACGAUGUAGUUCAGCUGUUCUCCUGCAGAUGGAGAAAGUGGGCUGCUCCACUUGCCCAAAGGGCCAAGAGUUGAUUUGAGAUUGGCAAAAGCUGAGCUCGAAUGUGGGGGGGGACGGUUAAAACUCUGUGUGUUUGUGUGCAAAUGGGACUCAAGUGUGUUUGAGGAACGAGGAUGUAAUUUGCUUCCAUCCCGUGUGUGUUGGAGGAUCGUUUUGUGACAAGGGCUAAUUGUUAAAUCAAGGAAACGUUGCAGUCUUUUAAGGUGGAACGAGAACCAGCUCUGCUUUCUUGGGGACGACGACCCACGAUUGUGAAUGUUAAACAACAGCUUUCAGUUGUUCUGUUGAUUCUGAUCAUCCUGUUCUUGGUUCUAAUAACCUCUGUCACAGUGUAAAUAGUAUCUGAGUUUACUCCUGCUUGGUUAUGCAAAGGCUUGACAUCUGUCUGCAGGGAAGGACGUCGUUGCAGUGAAAUGAUUUAACAAAAAAAAAAAAAACAGAGCCUCAAUUCAUAGAUUUUGAGAAAGAAGAAGAAAAAAAACCCAUUGUCAGUGUCUUUGUAAAUCUGCGUGUACUUUGGCAAGUUGGAAUGUGUACAUCAGCGACUGUUUAUAUGCAAACAGCUUUUAUUUAUGUAUUGUAAUUUAAGGGGUAAUGGUACGCUGGUCUGGCUCCUCCGAGGUAGCUGUGGCUGUUUGGUGGAAUGUGUGAAUGGGUGGAAAUAAAUGAGAUGCACACUG